Molecule: messenger RNA, 6922 nt
Organism: Xyrichtys novacula (pearly razorfish)
Lineage: Eukaryota; Metazoa; Chordata; Actinopteri; Labriformes; Labridae
Source: the annotation of a GenBank genome assembly
GUCUGAAGUGGAACAUCCGUUAUCCAAGGUUCAUUCACACUUGCUUUUCCAAAAUGAAAAUCAACGAGGAAAAUGAGGAGCCGAAAAAACGGGUGAGUAGGAAUCAACCCACUGAGCUAAUUUUUUUUUUCAAAUCAUUUGGCACCUGAGGAGGCUUAGAUUAAAAUUUGUGUGCUUUCCACGUGACUCAUUUUUGAACUGAAGCCAAAUUGCUGUGAAUAUGAAUGUAUUUGUUCAUACAUGCAUAAUCAUUUGAUCAAUUGGACAGCCUGCAACAAGACUAUGUUAAGGGAGCUGUUUGAGGUUUGACCUGGAGAGCAAGAUUUUGCACAACAGGUGCUUUUGGUUAUUUUUUCAAUCAUUUUUUCUCCUAAUUACUGGAAGAUGAUUCCUUUGCUAAAAUCAAAGCAUCCAUCGUACAAGUCAAAGUGAAGAGGACAAAGGUAACUAUGAUCAAAUGUGGACCUUGUAUGGAAAUGGGCCUGCUGCUGUACUUCCUCUUACUUCUGCUUCUCUUACUGUUCAUGGGAUAUUCUGUGACUAAAGGUUAAUAAAUCAUUUCAGGAAUUAAUUCAAAAAUAAGUAAUUUGAUGCUCUCCAGAUAUUUUAGAAGCCACUUCUAAAAGUAAGCUUGGAGUUGCCAGGUUUUGAGAAAUUAUUUUGCGUUAAUCCUUUGUAUUCGGUUUAAACGAAAUAAUAAAUAUUAAAAGUUUAUUGUUGUGAUCUUUUUAACAGAUUUAUACAAGCUCUUGAAAUCCCUUUUUAAUCACAGUAAGGCAGUAAAUUUGAACACAUAAACCCCUGAGUACAAAAAAAAGUUCCCUUGUCUUGCCUUGUCUUUAAAAACCUGUAGCCUUACUGACAUAUGGAGUAUUUUGACGCCUUUCCUGAUCACUUGCUUAUCAAUACUGUCUAUCUGCACUUAUCUCAGUGGGCUGUUUACUCUGAACAUUUAGGGGGACUGGUUGCUGUGGAUGUUCAUGUCACUUCAGUGUCUACUUUUAUGGGCUCUGAAACACACAUGGAGUAAUAGACUAACAGUGAGCUUUAAUAAUAUUUGGGGAUUUAAAUGACAAAGAUUUCCAAACAUAUAAAAGAUGUUAAAUGGCCACAGAUACUCAACACGCUCCUGCUGUCUGAAGUCAGUCUCCGAACUCCCUUCCUCCUCUGCUGCUUUUUAGGAAGCUCUGGUAUCUGUGUCUGAUGCUGCAGUGAUAUUCAUUCAAAGGUUUGCAACGUUACGCAACAGCAUUCGCCUUGAAGGCUGGAGUCAGGGGCGUACCACCAAACCCUGGGUUUUGAACUCGUGUAGCCUGAUGCCCCCCCAUCCACUUUUAUUCAUUUUCCAAUUUUUUUUUUUUUUUUGGCUAUUCUCACAUGAGGGCUUUGUAAACUCCCCCUCUGUUCCACUGCCCUAGCUGUAGUACAUCCCCCUUUUUCCCUUUUAUUUUUUUCAUUCGAAGAAAUACAGCCGAGCCAAAUCUUGCAAUUUGAUUCGCAUCUGAUACCAUGAAAUCAUAAAAUGCACGGUUCAGCCGAUUCUCUCCACCACGCGGUCACUGUAUGACAACAGAUCAAUUGUAUCAUCCUCAGGAUAAACUCGGCUUCUCGUCAGACUCAAGUUUCCACUUGAGAACAAACUCUUUACAUGAAGGAAAGACCUGUCUUGGUGCACAAACUUUAUUGGAUCAUACUCUGUGCAAAACGUCAGCCUCAAAAUGCCUAAAGAAUUUGUGGACGAAUAUCAACCUCUGCUUAUUAAAGGCAUCAAAGAUACAAGGCAACCAACGGUAUGUAGACUAUAAUGAAAUAUAGUGGGAUGCUGCCUUUUUGUCUGUAUUUUGUAUCAUAGAUGAUUUGUGUUUGUGUAUCUCUCUAUCUGUUCUUUAUUACAGCUUCCAAACAAAUCACUUUUUCUGGCUGUAUGUGCUGCUUGUAUAGGGGGAACCUUUCAGUAUGGAUACAAUGUAUCCGUCAUCAAUGCACCUACAAUGGUAAUAACACAACCGAGAGAAACUAUCACGCUAAGAUUUAAAAUAAUGGUCUAAUAAAAGUUACCUGUACAGUAUUCUCUGACUCUGCAUGGGUUAAUAUCUCAUUUGAAACACUAUGAAUUCAAGCCUGUAGGUAAUAUCCAUCAUUUAUCCAUCACUUAUAUUGAUUUAACAUCCACUUUGUAGCAAUGGCUGGUAAUUGUGCAUGCACAGAUAGACUUUCUUUCAAUAUUUUUAAUCCAGGAACCUUCAUUUUUAUUUUGUCUGCUCGGUAUGCGAAUAGUUUUUUCUCCAUUUCUUUACAGUAUGUGCAUGAUUUCAUCAACCAAACUUGGAGUGAACGUUUCCAGUCGGACAUAUCUGACCACGUUCUCACCCUGCUGUGGUCCACGAUUGUGUCUAUGUUCACAGUGGGGGGACUUAUAGGAGUAACAAUAGGUGGGACAAUGUCUAUGAUGCUGGGAAGGUAUGGAUUUAAUAAAGCUCCUUUUCUUUGGGUUUUCCUCGACUGUAUUUCAAGAACUAAUCUUUGUUGUGUGCUUACUUUUCCAGGAAAGGAGCGCUGUUGGCCAAUAAUAUAUUUGCAAUUUUGGCAGCUCUGUUCAUGGGUCUGAGUUACCCAACGGGAUACUUUGAAUUACUCAUCGUUGGGCGUCUUCUCUGUGGAAUUAAUGCAGGUAAAUUAUGUUUAUUAAAACAUAUAGAGAGAUUAAUCUGAAUUCAUAAAGUGAAUACUCACAGAUUCUUCUCUAAUCACGCUGUGUUUUCCCUAAAGGAAUUGGACUUUGUGUUCAACCUCUAUAUUUGGGGGAAAUAGCCCCAACUUCUCUCCGGGGCGCCAUGGGAACAGGGACUUCUAUUUUCAUCACUGGUGGAAUAUUGACAGGACAAGUGAUCGGCCUCAAGUAAUGCUGGGCAAGAAAAAGGCACAAAAUAUUGUAUUUCCAAAAUAAUAUGCUCUCUCAAGUUUCUAUGUGUGGUUUGACAGGGAGCUUUUGGGUAGAGAAGAGCUGUGGCAUCUUCUGCUUGCCACCACAUGUGUCCCAGCCAUCAUGCAGCUCCUCAUCCUGCCCUGGUUCCCUGAGAGUCCACGUUACCUGCUCAUUGACAAAGGAGACGAUGCCAGGUGCAAAAAGGGUAAAGCAUCCCAGUCACUCACUUUCAUUUCUCAAAGAUUGUUUUUUCACACACUAAAAAGAAGUUUCAGGAUCCCUUUUGUCUGGCAUUACCAGACACAGAGUAAUUUAUUUUCAUGUGAGUUCAAGCAUGGCUUCACAGUCUGGUGUGAUGCAGUAAACCUUUUGAUGGUAUUAAUUGAAAAAACAGACCCUACAGCACAGUCAGAUUAAAAGAAUGUGAAUGCGGCAAAAGGACAAUUAACAAAGUAAGUCAUGUGCUCUUUGUUCUGCAGCUCUGAAGCAGCUACAUGGUGGAGCUGGCUGCAGCAGGGAAUGGGAAGAAAUAGAGACGGAGAGGAAUAAUUUUGUGGGUUUUAGAGCAAAGAAACCCUGGGAGCUCUUCACUGAUCGAACUAUCCGCUGGCAGCUUCUCACCAUCUUGCUGCUCAAUGCUGCACAGCAGCUGAACGGCAUCAAUGCUGUACGUACAUAAUGAUAAAGCAACAGUCACUGAUAGAUUUCUCAUUGCAAGCAUUGGUAACCUUUAAGAAAAGUAAAGCUGUUCAAGAUUACAAAUGAUCCUUUUUUUAUGAACAGUUUUGUCUUCUUGUCUUUCUCUCCCAUAGAUUUACUUCUAUGCAGAUUACUUGUUUAAACAAGCUGGGAUUCCUGCUGAAAAAAUACCAUAUGUGACGAUUGGCACUGGUGCCUGUGAAUGUGUCACCGCUUUAACAUGUGUAAGAUAACUUUCACAUUAUGUAUCUAUGUGCAUUUCUUCUAUGAGCCUGUUGUUUCUACACUGCUACACACAAAAACUAGGGGAGAACAGUUUGGGCAUUUCUGAUAAAAUAGUUGAAAAAUAAACGCACCUCUGGAUUACAGAAACAAAAUAGUCUAACUUCAUCAUCCACCCAAGGGAAACUUGUCACAUGUCGAAAUGAGAAAAGCACAAGACAUAGUGCGACAUAGUGAAUGCAGUAAACCUGGAAAGCACAAAAGCUGUGCUAAAGAUCAAACAAGUGUAAAGAAAAUCAGUGCGACAGAGCAUAUGAGUGUGAAAGUCAAACUAAAAUACUGUGGAGUAGGAUUUGACAGAACAAAACGAGAACAUCACCAUGAAAGGUCAGAGUACGUCUCAAGUGUUUGCUUGGAGAUUCAUCUUGAUCUUGUGACAUGCUGUGUGUCUCACAGGGUCUGCUCAUUGACCGUCUGGGAAGAAAAAUGCUCAUCGCAGGAGGAUACACUUUGAUGAGUGUGUGCUGCGUUUUGAUCACGCUAACUCUCACUUUUCAGGUAAAAAAAACUACACCAAACAACAGUGUUGAGACACACUUUUUGUUUCGCAGGACUUUCUCAGCCUCUGAUGCAUUUGUGAACUGAGUUAUUUUAUAAAACUAAGGAGAAAACUUAGAGCAAAACCUUACAGAUAUACACAAAUCUGCAGGGAUUAGCCCAUUUAAGGAGAUUAGGCCUUUCACCAAGAAGAGAGGUGAGUUGAACAACAUGCAUAAAAACAAUUCAGAGUGAACUAGUUGAGAGUCUACUUUUUUUAUGGAAAGGUAUGAACUGUAUGAGUUAUUGGCACGCAUGGCCAAAACAUGUGCAUAUAGUCAGCUGGUGAUUAUCAUGUGAUUCAUAUAUCAGGUGUGUCUGGGAAAAUCAGGACUGUUUUUAUUAGUUAAUAUCACUUUGUUGUAAUAUAAGUCUAAUGUGGCACAAGAGAGUUUGUAAAAGGUUGAAUUAUAAAGCUGCAAAUAGAGAAAAAAAUCUCCAGUUUUGAGGUUUGGUUAUAGCUGGCAGACCUCUGUGACCAUAUUGAAAAAGCGGUCAAUGCGGAAAAGUAGCAAAUGGUAGUUGUAAGAGAUAUAAACCAGAGCUGCAGUCGCCAACAAACUCGCCUUUUUUGAUAUUGACUAAAAAUAAUUAAACAAGUGACUGCGCUUUAUUCUUAGAGAAACUAUCAAAUAAAAAAAAACAUUCUUGAGCUGAUUCUUAUCUGUAAGAGCUUUCAGCUGAUUUUAUUCCUAAGCUUUUUGCUCAUAUUCUUUUCUUCAUCUGUUAAAGCAGCCUAUGUUCUCUCCCUUUUGAAGAGUGGGGGCCCUUUAGGCUUUCACAGCUACUCUUCGUUAUCCAAAUUCCUCCCCCAAGCCAAGAGUUUCAAAGUAAACUUCAAAUAAAUCACGGCUCAACAGCAUCUCAGCUGAAAAACAGUCUGGGUUUAGUGUUUUUGAGCAUUUCAUUUGAUCCAGGCAUUUGGUUCGGUUGACCAUGAGCAGACACAGUAUAUUAGUUGUUGGCAAGUCUACAGAAAGUUCAGGACCUUUUCAGAACCCAGUUUGUAGAAACAAGCGGUCACAAGUUAAAGUUUAUGGAGAUCUCAAAGGUAAAAAACAUCAGAAAGGACAUACAUUUGGCCAAAGUUCAUCUCUAUGCAGACAACACAAAAGUCUAUUCAACAACCUCCUCACUAAGUUCAACGUAUGAAUCGUUUUUGAUGUUAGAUAGCUUUGACAUUUAUACCAUAAGUAAGGUCUCAGUUAUUCUGCUUCUAAACAUGCUACCCUCUCUUGAUUUCGAUAAAUAGGCUGCGUUUCAUAUCCACUCUUAAACAUCCCUCAGUAUUUCACUCCUUGACUUGCAUUUUUUUUUUCGUAAAGACUUAGUAGAAAGCAGCGGCACUGAAAAGCUUCUUCAGCAAGUUCUCAGAAUUCAUGCAGAAUUUGGUCAAUUACUAUUUCGCCCGCGGUCACUAAACAACAACUCUAGUAUUUCUCAACUUUCUCAUAAUUUUUGCUCCUUGUUGAGUUCAGAACUGUGACUGAAAAUUCAGUUUCAAGGAUAACCUGAAAGUUGGACUUUGUUGUACUUAUGUUUGUUGAUUAUCCGUUUCAUAAAUAUGACUGUUUAGAACAUUUUCCAUUUCUGUAAUUAUCUUUCUCACAGGAAGCCAACCCAAUAAUCCCGUACUUGAGCAUGACGUGUGUAUUUGCUUUUAUUCUAAGUUUUGGCCUUGGACCAGGUAACUUUCUGAAUUAGCUCCUUUAAAGUCUAACAUCAAGCUACCUAGUUGUGAAAUAGUUGAAACAGUGUUAUAUUUUGUUGGCUCUUUCUCUGUGAAGGUGGUGUGACUAACAUCUUGACCGCUGAACUGUUUACACAAAGCACGCGGCCUGCAGCUUACAUUAUCUCAGGAUCACUCAACUGGUUCAGCUUCUUCUUCAUCAGCCUGGCCUUUCCUUUCAUUGUGGUAAAUGUCUAAAUAUAUACCACAAUCUUCACGUCUUUAUUUUUAAAUGCUUCAUCAUGUGUUGGCACAAUUCACAUGUUUAAGUGAGACACACUAACGGUUUUAUUCCAUUUGAUGUACACAGAUUGGGCUGCAGCAGUACUGUUUCCUUGUGUUUUUGGUCAUCUGCGCUUUAGUAGCGACAUACAUUUGCCUCGCUGUUCCUGAAACCAAAAACAAAACCUUCCUGGAAAUCGAGAAUGCAUUCCAGUCCAACAACAACAAAAAGGCGAACGGUAUUGAUGGAACGGGAGCAAUGCUGUUAUCGACUUCUAUAUGAAGUACAACCCAUCACUCAGGGGUCAUACAAGUUAAGUUUUUUUGUGUAAUAUAGAGUAUACUUAUGUCACAAAGAGCUGUUAUAUACUUUAGAACAUGUAACAUAACAAUAACGGUGCUAUAACUUAUGGGACCUUGCUUGAACUUCAUUGUACUGUCACUGUAAUGAUUAGGUCUUGUUAGGUCACCGACAAAUAUGCAUUUCAUUAAUCUUAAUCUGUAAUAUUUUGGUGAAAUAAAUGUUG